UGAUUCUGAGCGUCUGGGACGGGAUGGAUGCCUGUGGGGCUUCCCAUGAUGCCCUCCUGCAGCUUCCUUGGCUUCCCGUGAGCAUCAGCGACUGCCAUCUCCUCGCCAAGAGCUGGUUUGGGGACUCGGCGUACCACGUCCUGCUGACAGACACGCACAGUGUGUGGGAGGAGAGGAUGGACUCAGCAGCCAUCCAGAGGAGAGCACAGGAGCUGAACAAACGUCUGCGAGCCCCCGUUAAAGCGUUCUUUGCUCACCUGUGCGAGGUGGCUCAGCCCACGCUGACAGGAAGUGGCGGGCGACCCGACAGCGAGUCCCUGAUUUCUCUCACACGACGGGAUGACGGAAACAUCAGCAUGAAGCUGAAGAGCGAGCUGGCAGGGCUGCCCUUCUACUGGGAGUUUCACUGCACCCCCGCCCCCGUCACUGUGGUGUGUGUCCAGCUGGUGCGCCCCCUGCUGGCGAUGAGUCAGCUGCUGCAGCGUCAGGUGGAGCAGCUGGGAGGUCUGCUGAUGAGGAAGGACGUGGAGAUCCAGGACUACAGAGAGAACGGAGCCACACUCAGCAGAGAGCGGCUGCAGACGGACGCUUUUGAGGAGCAAUCCCACAGAGAGGACUUCAUGGCAAAGACUCUUCCUCUGCUGCAGCACGACACUCCGAGCUUCAACGCUGACCUCCAACACCUGUACGCCACCAUCGUCGCCCACGGAAACACACGGAAACGCAAGCUGUCUGAGGGAGGCUGUGUCGAGGAGGAACCGCCGACUGCUGAACCAGACCUCCCCUCCACGCUGGCUGGACCGGUCAGGAGUGAACCAGGUGAGACUGGAGAGCAGAGCGCGAACGGGAAACUGGACACAGCCAGAGCCAAGAUGGCCGACAGAGCGUCAGAGCAACAGCCUCGAGCGACCUCGUCUGACCCCGGGCGGCCGUCCUCCAAGCCAAAGAAGAAGAAAGUGGGCUUGUUCAGAUGAACCCGGGCAGUAGGACACAACCACAGACGACUCAGAACGCCAUAACACAAAGUGUUUUUACCCAUAGACUGUUUUUACCAUUUAAAAGAAUUUAAAAGGGAGUUAAUCUUAAAAAAUAUUUCUUAUUUUAAACUGAAGGAUUCUUUGAUCGUUCAGGAUUCUUUAACUUUUUUUAAUCAGGUUCAGUUUUUAGAUCUUUGAAUUGUAACUGUUGAAUAAAUAUCGAUGAGUUCAGUCUUAUGAAGUCUGGAUUUUUAAGUACUUUUUUAAGCUUGUGAUUAAAGAUGUAAACACUUAAAA
Molecule: messenger RNA, 1274 nt
Organism: Labrus bergylta (ballan wrasse)
Lineage: Eukaryota; Metazoa; Chordata; Actinopteri; Labriformes; Labridae
Gene: nhej1
Product: nonhomologous end-joining factor 1
Biological process (GO): double-strand break repair via nonhomologous end joining
Cellular component (GO): DNA ligase IV complex; nucleus
Molecular function (GO): DNA end binding
Source: RefSeq, a predicted model, not a curated record